This is a messenger RNA of Etheostoma cragini (Arkansas darter), 2582 nucleotides long. RefSeq names its product elongator acetyltransferase complex subunit 3 (gene elp3). Gene Ontology annotation, molecular function: acyltransferase activity, transferring groups other than amino-acyl groups; iron-sulfur cluster binding. The transcript is spliced from 15 exons. Gene Ontology annotation, cellular component: elongator holoenzyme complex; nucleus; cytoplasm. Gene Ontology annotation, biological process: tRNA wobble base 5-methoxycarbonylmethyl-2-thiouridinylation. Lineage: Eukaryota; Metazoa; Chordata; Actinopteri; Perciformes; Percidae. The record is from RefSeq and is a predicted model, not a curated record. The coding region runs from base 129 to 1790 and encodes 553 amino acids.
AAGCCGUGUCUGGACGCAACGUUGAGUUGUUUACUGUUUCUGACAGCCUUUUCGGGUUUAAAACAGAUGCACUUUCGCAAACCAGCAUCCAACCGUUGGAAAAUUGGACUGUGUGCAUCAAGGAAGAUAUGGGGAAACCAAAGAAAAAGAGUGAUCUCAGCCGAGCUGAGCUCAUGAUGAUGACCAUUGCCGAUGUCAUCAGUCAGCUGGUUGAAGCCCACGAAGAGGGCAAAGACAUCAAUCUCAACAAAGUGAAGACUAAGGCUUCGGCUAAAUAUGGACUUGAAGCCCAGCCUCGGUUGGUCGACAUCAUCGCUGCCGUUCCACCACAGUACCGCCGGGCUCUGGUGCCCAAGCUAAAGGCCAAACCCAUCCGCACUGCCAGUGGGAUCGCAGUGGUGGCUGUGAUGUGCAAACCGCAUCGAUGUCCACACAUCAGCUUCACAGGCAACAUCUGUGUCUACUGUCCUGGUGGUCCAGACUCAGACUUUGAGUACUCCACACAGUCUUACACUGGCUACGAGCCAACGUCCAUGAGAGCCAUCCGAGCACGUUAUGACCCCUACCUUCAGACCAGACAUCGGGUGGAGCAGCUGAAGCAGCUGGGGCACAGCGUGGACAAGGUGGAGUUCAUCGUGAUGGGUGGGACCUUCAUGGCCCUGGCUGAGGAGUACAGAGACUACUUCAUCAGGAACCUCCACGACGCCUUGUCAGGACACACCUCAAACAACGUGGCCGAGGCCGUCAGAUACUCGGAGCGCAGUAACACCAAGUGUGUGGGAAUCACCAUCGAGACGCGGCCUGACUACUGCCUGAAGCGACACCUCAGCGACAUGCUGGGCUACGGCUGCACGCGGCUGGAGAUAGGAGUCCAGAGUGUGUAUGAAGACGUGGCCCGAGACACCAACAGAGGGCACACGGUGCGAGCUGUCUGUGAGUCUUUCCACCUUUCAAAGGACGCCGGCUUCAAAGUAGUUGCCCACAUGAUGCCAGAUCUGCCUAACGUGGGCAUGGAGAGGGAUGUGGAGCAGUUCAUUGAGUUCUUUGAGAAUCCAGCGUUCAGGCCCGAUGGUUUGAAGCUGUACCCAACACUGGUGAUCCGAGGCACGGGUCUGUAUGAGCUGUGGAAGACGGGCCGCUACAAGAGCUACACACCCAGUGCUCUGGUGGACCUGGUGGCCCGGAUCCUGGCGCUGGUGCCGCCCUGGACACGAGUCUACCGGGUGCAAAGGGACAUCCCCAUGCCACUGGUGAGCUCCGGAGUGGAGCACGGCAACCUGAGAGAGUUGGCCCUGGCCCGGAUGAAAGACAUGGGCACUGAGUGUCGAGACGUGAGGACAAGAGAAGUGGGCAUUCAGGAGAUCCACCACAAAGUCCGACCGUAUCAGGUGGAGCUGGUGCGGAGGGACUAUGUGGCUAACGGCGGCUGGGAGACUUUCCUCUCCUACGAGGAUCCCGAGCAGGACAUCCUGAUCGGCCUGCUGCGUCUGCGCCGCUGCUCCCCGCAGUCCUUCCGCCCGGAGCUGAAAGGAGGCGUGUCCAUCGUCCGCGAGCUGCACGUCUACGGCAGCGUUGUCCCCGUCAGCAGCCGGGACCCCAGCAAGUUCCAGCAUCAGGGUUUUGGCAUGAUGCUGAUGGAGGAGGCAGAGAGAAUUGCCAGAGAUGAACAUGGCUCGAGCAAAUUGGCUGUCAUCUCAGGUGUGGGAACAAGGAACUACUACAGGAAGAUGGGCUAUGAGUUGGAGGGGCCGUAUAUGGUGAAGGACCUCUAUGGACCCGGAAUGGACUGAACCUGGACACUGAUUUUUUAUCAGGACAGUGGAUACAGGCGCACGUACACACACACCAUUGUAUUUAUCAAGACAACAUUCUGGGGGACUGGUUGCCGCGGUAUGUUUAGGGGAACUUGUUCUGUUUUUUAAGCAUCAGAGGAGAUAACGGUUAGGUUUUUAUCUGGUACACACCAGGAAAUGCUGUUGCAUCUCCUCCGCUUUAUUUCUAAUUUUAAAGAUAAGGACCCGUGAGGUGUAAGAGUGUGUAAGGAAUAAAGUGACCCUAUUCAGGAUGAAUCCGGAACAUCUGGUGGACGAGGCUUUGAGUUCAUUUUGAGACGCAAACUUUUUUCUUGUAUCUUUUUUUUUUUUUCUUGCUCCUUUUUUUGAAACUGGUACCAAACACACAGCUCUCCACUUUGAAACAAAUGGGUACCACCAGUGCCUCGUCUACGAACUCUGUUUCAGCAGUUCUGUCUUCAGUUGGACAAGAAAUGAGGACAAUAUGGAGGACAUUUUUAAUUUUACUCAGAUGUUACAUGUGUCUGGUAAAUAAAGAUCCAAAUGGCUAUCCCUUUGGUUUGUGUUCGUCUAGGAUGAGAAACCUGUUUAGCAUUGCAGUUUGAGUUAAUCAUGUUUGUGUUGCAAUUAAAUAGAAAAGCCAUUAUGAGUCAAGCGUUCAUUAACGGCUGGCAGUGGAUGAAUAAACUGGAAAGUGUCCUCACUGGGCGGCCGUUGCGAUUUAUAGGGCAGGAAAUUGAAUAUUAGCGUUACAUAAAUUGCUUUUUUAAAGCCCCACAGUUAAUCCUA